AUGCCCUUUUCCGUGCUCCAGUGGAUUGAUGACACACAUCACUAUGUCAGAUGUGUAGUUACUCAGCGUAUGGCCACUCUGAGCACAGUAUCAGGGACAAUACAGUCAAGUGACUUGGUGCUUGAUAAGAUGCGAGCAGCAGCACGUGAAGAUUUGGUAUAUGUCAAGCUCCUCGACAAAGUGACUCAUGGUUUCCCUGCCAACCGUGACAAUUUGGACUCUGACCUACUCCCAUAUUGGAAGGAACGUGACAAUUUGUACCACGAUGAGGACCUCAUCCUUUUGGGACCCCGCAUUGUAGUUCCUUCUACCCUCCGCCGAGAAGUGUUGGCUCGCCUACAUGACAGUCACCGUGGCGUGGAAGCCACAAAGCGUCGUGCCCGACAGACUGUAUGGUGGCCUGGUAUCAAUUCAGAUAUCACAAUUGCAGUCAGAUCAUGUGAGCCUUGCCAAGUACUUCUUCCAAGUCAGCAACAGGAGCCCAUGAUGACAGAAGAAGCCCCUACCAAACCCUUUGAGUCUGUGUCAGCUGAUUUUUUCAGUGCAGCAGGGAAGUCUUUCCUGGUGUAUGUUGACCGACUCUCAGGAUGGCCUGUGAUAGCAUGCUGUGGCACUGACACUACAGCAGCCGCCACCAUUAGCUUCUUCAGAAGAUUUUUCCGUGACCUAGGAGUCCCUCUUCAGCUACGCACUGAUGGUGGACCUCAAUUUUCGAGCCGAGAUUUUAACGACUUUCUGUGUCGAUGGGGUGUUCGCCAUGAUACAUCCUCUCCCCAUUAUCCACAGAGUAAUGGUCAUGCAGAAGCUGCAGUGAAGGCAGUGAAACACAUAAUUAUGAAAGUUGACCCUUCUGGUAUCCUGAAUGAAGCUUUUGACCGUGGAUUGUUGGAGCUCCGUAAUACACCAAGUCAGGAUGGCCGCUCCCCUGCACAAGUUUUGUUUGGCCACCCUCUACGUUCCUGUGUUCCAGCCCACAGCUCAUCUUUUGCUCCAGAAUGGCAAUCAAAGACAGAAGAAUGUGAUCGCCGUGCAGCUAUGAGGAAGCAAGCUGCUAAGGCAUUGUACAACUCGCACGCCAGACCAUUACAGCCACUGCAGAUUGGAUCGCUAGUCCGCAUACAAGAUCCUGUCUCCAAGCGAUGGAAUAAAGUAGCUGUAGUUAUGGGACUUGGCCGGAGCCGCGACUACCUUCUCCGGACGCCUUCAGGACGAGUGCUUUGGAGAAAUCGUCGGUUCCUUCGCGUUGUGCCCAUUCCACCCCGUGCACCUGUGGAGGACAAGUGUGAGGAUGUCCCUGACCGCCCAUCCCGAGAUUCUCCUUGCCGACGUAGACGUCGUCAACCCAAAAGUUAUGGCGCCAGACGACGUUCUCAAUGUAUUGCUGCCAGUUCAUAGGCUUAUGAAA
Messenger RNA from Penaeus chinensis, 1405 nucleotides. RefSeq lists its product as uncharacterized. The transcript has a single exon. Gene Ontology annotation, molecular function: nucleic acid binding. Bases 1 to 1395 code for a protein of 464 amino acids. The record is from RefSeq and is a predicted model, not a curated record. NCBI's taxonomy places the organism in Eukaryota, Metazoa, Arthropoda, Malacostraca, Decapoda, Penaeidae. Gene Ontology annotation, biological process: DNA integration.